CUAAGACAAGCUAGCAAGGCAGCUACCACCUAACCACGACUGAGAGGACGACGGUAGCAAGUUAGCAUAAACAGCCAGUCUUUACAUAGGAAAGGUAGCGUAUGUCAUUUAAUUUGAAUGGCUAAAAUUCCCGUAGUGACUGGCUGACUUGUUGUAGACAACACAUGUGGGAGAAACAUUAAAGCUGCUUCUCCCAGCGUCUCGUAUUCCCUCUGUUCUCGGCAAGAUGUCAGCUUUCUCUGAGGCGGCUUUAGAAAAGAAAUUAUCCGAGCUCAGCAACUCACAGCAAAGUGUGCAGACGUUGUCGUUGUGGCUCAUUCAUCACAGAAAACAUUCGAGGACCAUUGUCAAUGUUUGGUUCAACGAACUGAAAAAAGCUCAGGUAUCACGCAAGCUGACCUUCCUUUACUUGGCCAACGAUGUCAUUCAGAACAGCAAGAAGAAAGGACCAGAAUUUACCCAGGACUUUGCACCGGUCAUCGUUGAUGCGUUCAAACAUGUUUACAGAGAUGGUGAUGAGGGCUGUAAGAAACAGUUGGGUCGAGUUUUAUCCAUCUGGCAGGAGAGAGCUGUGUAUGAGAACAACCUGCUGGAUCAGCUCUCACAAGUCCUGUAUGGAGAAAAGAAGACUAAGAAGAGGUCGUAUGAAGAGAUCCAACCAGAUGAUGAGGACUUUGCUUCCCAGAGCUCCCCGGCAGAGCCCCCACAGACAGCGGAGUUAAUCCGAGCUUUGCAGGAGCUGGAAAAUGCAGCCUCUGGCGACUCAGUGCUGCGUCAGCGCAUCGCCUCCCUUCCCGCUGAGGUGCAAGACACAUCGCUGCUUCACAGGAUCACAGAUAAGGAGUCAGGGGAGCGGCUUUCCCGGCUGGUGGAGGAGGCUUGCAUGCUGCUUGCAGACUACAGUGGCCGUUUGGCGGCAGAGAUUGACGACAGGAGGCAGCUCACACGCACACUAACGGUCUUCCUGCAAACUCAGAAGGACGGCCUGGCCCAGAAUGAGCAGAAACUCGAAGAAUACAAACGUAAACUGGCGAGGGUGACCCAGGUCCGGAAGGAGCUGCGUUCACGUCUGAACAAUCUUCCAGGAGGACUCUACAACUCUUCAAACUGACUGAAGCUUCACCUCCCGAUCAGACACCUUCCCCUCCUGCUACUGAAACAUCUCAACGUCUCUUUUAGAUAUCUGAUCAGUGACAUUGCCAUAAUCCUCUUGAGUUUGGAAACUGUCUGUGUCCCCCUGUACGGUGACAUGUGGUUCUCAGUCUGUCUCCAGCAGAUUAUUAAUCCACAUGGCUUUUAUUAAGUCUUCUCUUUCUUGUCUGUGAGCUCAUCUUGUUGUGCUGUAUGUUAUCAGUACGUUGUAAACUAAGGUUUGUUAUGCCUCUCAGACUUUGGCCCCUGCCCAUUUAACUUAAACAGCUUUAAAGUGGUAUGGGUGAUGCUGGUGUGAUAUUUUUGUAUUUAUAGUGACUUAAGACAAUGCACCAGACUAUACCCCCUUAGUGUGAUCAUUCAUGAUAAUUUACUGUAUUUCAAUUGAUUUGAUAACUUUGUUUUACACUUUCUGUAAAUGCAUCUGUCAUACUCUUUGUUAUAGAUCAAUUCAACAGUUGUUUCAGCUGGAUCGAUGUUUUAUGCAGUGUGAUAAUGGCCUCUGAAGAGUGAAAUUAUUAGGAAACCAUAUUCUGAAGCUGAGUAGUAAGCCAUGUCCCUGAAAGCAAAUCAAAAUAUGUAAUUAGCAUUUACAUAAAGCCUCUUUGUGAGAGGGGUGUGUAAAUCAUUGGUCAGUGUACAUAUUCAAAUUUGCAUGUAAAUAUGAUGGGAGUUAUACCUGUAAGUGCUUAUGAUUUGUAUCCAUGUCAACAUGGCUUGCGAAAUGGUCAUUCAGACAAAUUACUGAGGUAUCUCUGUACAUUGAUAUCUUUGUAGUUGCUAAGACCUCCACUGUACUGAAAUAAUGGGUGAAGGAGUCUGUUGUCUUGUUUACUGUAUCACACUGCUUCAUAUAUUUAUCCUUAAGUCUACUGAAUGCCAUGCAGAUGCCUCACACAGCUUGAUAGGUGCCCCAGGUUCCAAAGUCAGACUUGAGCCGUUUGUUUUUGUACAUAUGAAGCAAAAUAUUCUUAGAACCAAAUAAACAGAA
Molecule: messenger RNA, 2143 nt
Organism: Chelmon rostratus (copperband butterflyfish)
Lineage: Eukaryota; Metazoa; Chordata; Actinopteri; Chaetodontiformes; Chaetodontidae
Product: regulation of nuclear pre-mRNA domain-containing protein 1A-like
Exons: 7
Coding region: 227-1111 (294 amino acids)
Biological process (GO): mRNA 3'-end processing
Cellular component (GO): RNA polymerase II, holoenzyme
Molecular function (GO): RNA polymerase II C-terminal domain binding
Source: RefSeq, a predicted model, not a curated record